This is a messenger RNA of Saitoella complicata NRRL Y-17804, 2384 nucleotides long. RefSeq lists its product as uncharacterized. The transcript is spliced from 2 exons. Lineage: Eukaryota; Fungi; Ascomycota; Saitoellomycetes; Saitoellales; Saitoellaceae. The coding region runs from base 1 to 1887 and encodes 628 amino acids. The record is from RefSeq and is a predicted model, not a curated record.
AUGGUUCCAAAGGGUGGCGCUGCUACGGUUACGGUCACUCGUACUGCUGCGACUGCUACGGUCACGGUCUCGAAGACGGCUACAAUCUCUGCCAGCACUGUCACGGUCUCGAAGACAGCUACAGUUUCUGCCAGCGCUGUUACGGUCACGGUCUCGAAGACAGCUACAGUUUCUGCCAGCGCUGUUACGAUCACGGUCUCGAAGACAGCUACAGUUACGGAGACUGUCACGGGUAUCAACACAGCCGCGACUGCUACUUCGGUUUCCACUAUCACCUCUACGGUCGCUGGGUCUACUGUCACUAGUACUGAUAUCUCUACCACGGUUAGCACUGUCGUGGUGUCUGGAUGGAACACUGUUACGACAUCAACCGUCACUAGCACCGUUCCGGCGUCCACUAUCACAACAACUUUGGUUUCUAAUAGCACUGUUCCGGCGUCCACUGUCAUCAGUACAUCCAUCUUCACCAGCACUGUGACGGAGACCACCACAGUCACGGAAUCUGGUACUGUGACGGCAUCUGCCACGAGCACCGUCAUCAGGACUUUGAUCUCGAACAGUACUGUUCCGGCGUUCACCAUUACCACCACAGUUGUUGCUAGCAGCACCGUUACGGAGUCUGCGACCAUUACAGCCUCGGUCUCCACUGUUACAGAGACCACCACCGUCACGCCGUCCACUCUGGCGGACACCGUGAUCUUCACGUCUACUGUCAUUGCCAGCAAUGUCAUUAUUACGCCCACGAUCACAGCUGCAGGUGUUACAGUGACUUCUACUGUUACGAGCGGAAGUGUCACCGUUACGUCCACUGUGACUGCAGGCAAUGUGACCGUCACGCCUACUAUCACUGCUAGCGAUGUCACCGUAACGUCCACUGCGCAGACCGUGACCACGACGCCUACCUUCACCGCUAGCGGCGUGAUGGUUACUCCCACUUUCACGGCAGGUAACGUCACGCUCACAUCCACCGUGGAAACGGUGGUCAUCACGCCCACCAUUACAGCAGGUAAUGUGACGCUUACAUCUACCGCACAGACCGUCACGAUCACUCCCACUGUUACCGCCAGCGGUGUCACUGUUACUCCCACUGCCACAGCGGGCAAUUUCACUACGACGGUCUUCAACACUGCUAGCGCACUAUCCACGGUGACCGUUACCAGCACCAGUUUCAUCGCUGCCAACAAUGCGACUACGACGAUUCAUGACAUUGCGUCCACCGUGACUGUCACGAGCAUCAGUGCCGCCAACAAUGCUACUACGACGGUCCAUGACACUGUGAACGUACCGUCCACGAUCACCGUCACCAGUUACAUUGCUGGCAACAAUACCACUGCGACAAUUCAUGAAACUGCGCCCACAGUGACCGUUACCAAUAUCAUUGCUGCCCACAAUGGGACUGCGACAGUCGUCGACACCGCUGUGCCAGUUACAGUGACCGUCACCAGUACCAGUAUCAUCGUUGCCAAGAAUACGACCACAACAAUUCUCGGUACCGCCGUGCCUACGACCGUGACGGUCAGCAGUCCCCAGAAUGUGACCAUAACAGUCUACGAUACAAGUCUGCCCACUUUGACGACCGUCACUGCUACUCCCAUUGCCGGGAACCUGACUACGACAAUCACUAAGACUGUACCCUCCACGGUCACCCUCACGACGACUCUCGGUCUCAACAAUGCGACCACGACGAUCUUUAACUCUAGCAGUCCUUCCACAAUCACGAUUACCGCUACUGUGCCAGCUGGGAACAUGACUACGACUAGGUUCAACAACAGCGUUCCUACGGUGACUGUCACUGCGACACUUCCCGCCCGCAAUAUGACUAUGACCAUGCUCAAUACUACCCUGCCUACGGUAACCGUCAGCGCUUGUCCAGCUGCCAGCAAUUGAACUACCUCAAUGUCCAACAGCACUGCGGUUCUUACGACGGUUACAAUGAUUGGAAACAUGACCACGACAGUCACGGAGAUGUCAACUAUCACUGGCACCCCAUCCACGGUCACCACCACUGCCACCACUGCUGCUGAAAACGGUACUAUAUCGGUCUUCGGGACUAAAACCGUCACGUACACAGUCAUUGGAAACUCGACCACGACUGUCAUCGGCAUGUCGACCAUUACUGACGUCGCUACGGUCACCAAAACCAGCACCAUGGUCUCUGAUGAGACUAUCUGGGCUACUACUACUGUGAUCGAAUCUUCGCCAGAGACUAAGAAUGCAACGACGUUUUCAACCUCCACUUCUAGAGCCCUUCGCGGGAAAUGGUGAGGAGUCUCGUGGUUUUUGAAGGUGCAUCAUCAUAAUUGUCAUUUACGGGAUUGAGAUUUUAUCAGGAAAGAAGAUCAAGGACAAUUUAGGGAAGUCGUAUAGCUAUACUCAUUGACCAG